UUUUCCUUAUUACCUCGUGUUUUCAGUUUUGUGUACCAUCUGAUAGUGCAGCUGUUUCCAUAUAUUUAACCAUUUUCCUCUCAGUGGACCCUUAAGUUGCUUCUAAUAAUAUAUCCUUUUACCUUGUAUGAUUUUGGGGAUGAAAGAUCAAAUCAUUAAUAUACUACUCAUUUUAUAAUUCAGGUAACAUGUUAUUGUUCUUAGUUGCCCUUGAGUCGAUUCCAACUCGUGGUGACCCCAUGCGUGCAGAGUAGAACUGGUCCUUUGGGUUUUCAAGGCUGUGACCUUUCAGAAGCAUAUCGCCAGGCCUGUCUUCUGAGGCAUCUCCAGACUGAAGAAAUAUGGAUACCAUCACUACACUAGGUGCUAUUUUUACCAGCUUUGUCAUCUGUCAGCUUAUUUUCCACUUUGUAAGUUCUUGGUUUUCAGCAAAAGUUUCUCCACGUUUUAAUGAUCUCAGCUCGGAAAAGAAGAUUAAAUGGAACUCAAGGGUGGUAUCCACAUGCGAAGCUCUAGUGGUUGGAAUUUUUAGCCUGUGUAUUUUUUUAUUUCAUGAGGCUGCUACAGUUAAUCUGCAUUGGGAUGCUGCAUGGCUUGGGAAUGUGAAUAUUGCUAUUAUUACAGGCUACCUCAUUUCUGAUUUGUUGCUUCUCCUUUUCUACUGGAGAGUGAUUGGUAGGAUUUAUUUUGUAAUUCACUCUUGCGCAGCGCUGUAUCUAUGCUUCCUUGUACUGAAGGAAGGACUACCGGCAUACAUUUGGAAUAUUCGCCUGAUAGUACACCUUUCCAACCUGUUUUAUUAUCAGCGGUAGGUUACUGAUAUCAUAAACUACUUUAAAGUUGUGCUGUUUAUCUUUAGUUUCGGGAAAGAUUUUUCCAUGAUCCUAAAGCUACUAUA
Loxodonta africana (African savanna elephant) is the source of this 898-nucleotide messenger RNA. RefSeq names its product TLC domain-containing protein 4-like. Gene Ontology annotation, cellular component: membrane; endoplasmic reticulum. The record is from RefSeq and is a predicted model, not a curated record. Gene Ontology annotation, biological process: lipid homeostasis. The transcript has 6 exons. Lineage: Eukaryota; Metazoa; Chordata; Mammalia; Proboscidea; Elephantidae. Bases 342 to 812 code for a protein of 156 amino acids.